UUUUUAUUUAAUUUUUAAAGUCUACUCUGUCAACCUCACUCUCUCUCUCUUUCUCUAAGUCUCUCUCCCUCACACAUCUGUUUCUUUUUUUUUUUUCAUCUGCUAGGAAAAUUCUGCUCGCCGAAAGAGCAAAGAGAGAGAGUUCUUGCUUCAACUUCAGCUCCCAUUCUCAAAAUGCCAACACAACCACAACAAAUCCGCCAUCAUUCUUACUACCCUACAACGUCGUCUUCUUCCUCCUCUUCUUCCGCCUCCUUAAAAGGCUGUUGCUGCUGCCUCUUCCUCCUCUUCUCCUUUAUUGCUCUCCUCAUCCUAGCCAUUGUCCUUAUAGUAAUCCUCGCCGUCAAACCGAAGAAGCCCCAGUUUGAUCUCCAGCAAGUUGGCGUGCAGUACAUGGGCAUCUCCGCACCCAAUCCCACCUCCCUGGACCCUACCACCACCACCACCACUGCCAACUCUAUCUCCACUGAAACGGCGUCGCUUUCCCUCACAAUUCACAUGCUCUUUACCGCCGUUAACCCAAACAAAGUGGGCAUCAAGUACGGGGAGUCCAAGUUCACGGUAAUGUACCAGGGGAUUCCCUUGGGUAAAGCUUCGGUACCGGGGUUCUACCAGGAGGCUCACAGUGUGAGAAACGUAGAGGCCACCAUCGCCGUUGACCGAGCGAAUUUGUUGCAGGCAGAUGGUGCUAAUUUAAUCAGAGACGCCUCUUUGUAUGACCGCGUUGAGUUGAGGGUUUUGGGUGAUGUUGGCGCUAAGAUCCGCGUCAUGAACUUCGAUUCUCCCGGCGUUCAGGUAUCCGUGGAUUGUGCAAUUGUGAUAAGUCCGAGGAAGCAGUCUCUCACCUACAAGCAGUGUGGGUUUGAUGGUUUGAGAGUGUAGUUGAUGGGAAGUGACAUUUUAUUGUUAUUAUUAUUUUUACAAUUGAUAAUUUCAAAAAAAAAGAAAUUAUUUUCCAAGUUUCUCCGAAAGUGAGAGUGAGAAGUUAUAAAAAAAAAAAAAAAAAAGCAAAAAGGGCUCUUCUCACAUGGAGUAUUAGUAAAGUAAAGGUCGUGAAGAUGAUGAUUCAGAAGAUUCUUGAUACCUAAUCUCAUCGAUUGAAUUUUCCAACUCGUUUUUUUUAUAUUGGUUUCUUAUGUUGGAAGGAAAAUAUGCUAACUACCUGCAAAGUCCCAUGUGAACUGAAUCUCAUUUUGUCUGACUAUUUCCCAGUCCUCUCUCUCUCUCUCUCUUCA
Molecule: messenger RNA, 1235 nt
Organism: Mangifera indica (mango)
Lineage: Eukaryota; Viridiplantae; Streptophyta; Magnoliopsida; Sapindales; Anacardiaceae
Exons: 2
Coding region: 175-882 (235 amino acids)
Cellular component (GO): plasma membrane
Source: RefSeq, a predicted model, not a curated record